UUGACAGCACAGCGAAAGCUGCUUGCCGUGUGGCUCGUCAUGGGGGUGCUGCCUCUCAUUCUCCAACUACGAAGCUAUGCGCAGUUCGUCCGACCGCACAAGAUGCCCGAAAUCCUCGUAGUACCGCACGACCAAUUGCAGGAGACCGCCAACCUGACCCAAGUCUGCCCCGUACAAGCCCUCGUGCUGGCUGGCGUCUGGUGGAACUUCGAGCCAACGCACUACUUCACUACGAGCAAUGGUAUUGUUUGCCACGCGGUGGUGCCGCAGUACAACACGCAUGGCAACAACUUCAUCGGCAGCUCCAAAGUAACCCCGUAUCGCACAGCUCCAUCGAGUUGCGCCAACAACAGUUUCCCGCUUCAAGUGUACUUCUACCACGCCAGCAUCGGGUUCUACUCGUUCUACGAAGGAGAAGUCGGGACAUACUGCAGCAAGGACAAGACCGCGUAUAUUGCGGUGGAAGUGUUGGGGGCGUACGAUAUCAAUGGGUCGUUCCUGGCUAACGACACGGGGAGUACGGAACCUAGAGUAUCUUACUGGUACGGAGUCGCUGGGGCCAUUUGGCUCAUGUAUCGUGGACUCUUGAUCCGUCGAAGAUAUUCAUUGCUGAGAAACUACGGUCGAAGCUACUUGUCCUGUAGGCGCUAUGGUCGACGGUGUGACGAGCUAAGGGAAAAACUCGACCAGCAAGAGGCGGUGGUGUUCGUACAGGUAAGCUUGCGGUUGUCUGCGCAUGGGGCGACAAACUACCACCGGGUAGCUUUGCUCUACCUGAUAGUGGAAGGAAUCAUGACCGACUUGUUCCUCAUUAUCGCGAACGAUGGCUGGCUUACGCGAGUCCAAUACGGAUCUCUUGGCUACAACCUGUCCGGUUUGAUGUUGCUGCUGUUCGAGAUGCUGGAGAACACAAAGUGGUUAAGUGAAAAGUGGCGCCUGCGAGUCAAGCGAGUGUAUUUCAGCUAUGAGACGGCUCUAGUCGGCGAGCUGGUCACGGCUCUCGUGUUGCAGACCAUUCUGUCAGGACUCAACAGGUCCGACUUGAAGCACUCGAAGCCCACAGCUCUCGCCGUGUCCUACUACCUCUGGAGUUUGACGUGUCACGGCGCAGUCGUUUUGGUCAUCAUCGCGAUCAUCUCGUCCGUUCGGGUGCCGUGGGCGUUGACAUACGUAUGGCUCAAGUUCCGAUCCUUCGCUGUACUCUCCGAGCCGUGUAGUGUUGAUACAGCUCUGGGGGUACGCAGCAGGAUUAUGCUUCUAGGUGGAUAUCAAUGGGUGGACAACAAACUUUACUACAGCCCGGGAGCCUUGAAAGCGUUUGGGAUGCUGAAGAUGGAGGAGGACGGCGUCGAGUAUUUAAUUCUGCACAAGUUGCAUUGGUUCACAGUCCCGCAAGGCAAUUUGAUCGGAAUCGGGGUCAUCUCGGGCGAGCGUGUGGAGCCCUGCAACGAGCGACCUUGCACAGGCGUCAUCAGCUUCCUUGACCGCAAGCUAGGAGGGAUCUCAGCGCACGCAGGGUAUUACUAUCGCACCCAACGCACACUGAGAAUUGUAGUCGCGACGAAUGAGCCAAGUGAGCUGCCUCAGCACGUUCAAGAUGCGAGUUUGAAGUAG
Messenger RNA from Phytophthora sojae, 1614 nucleotides. RefSeq lists its product as hypothetical. The transcript has 2 exons. NCBI's taxonomy places the organism in Eukaryota, Oomycota, Peronosporomycetes, Peronosporales, Peronosporaceae. The annotation marks the transcript as partial. The record is from RefSeq and is a predicted model, not a curated record.